Paramecium sonneborni is the source of this 267-nucleotide messenger RNA. NCBI's taxonomy places the organism in Eukaryota, Ciliophora, Oligohymenophorea, Peniculida, Parameciidae. The record is from the annotation of a GenBank genome assembly.
GAUUUAAUUAUUUUAUGAUACAGAAUGUAAGGAAUAAAACAAUGAAAAACCUAUUCAAUGUAAUAAUUUUAUGGUAAUGAAUGAAGUAUUAAAUUUGAUUCAAUUUAAAAGUUAGCUAUAAAGGAAAGCUAAAGUGAUGAGAGUGUUUUAGAGUUGAUUGUAAAAAAAAAAGGGAAAUUCUUUGAUACACAUAAGAAGUUAAUUUUGAAGAUGAAUGACGAAAUGGAGAAGAAAUCGUUAAAAUUAUUACUAAAUUAUUUAAAAUGA